Messenger RNA from Corylus avellana, 1351 nucleotides. It is a transcript of the gene GNC, whose product is annotated as GATA type zinc finger transcription factor family protein. Gene Ontology annotation, molecular function: sequence-specific DNA binding; zinc ion binding. Gene Ontology annotation, biological process: regulation of DNA-templated transcription. Lineage: Eukaryota; Viridiplantae; Streptophyta; Magnoliopsida; Fagales; Betulaceae. The record is from RefSeq and is a predicted model, not a curated record.
AACCAGCUCUUUUAAAAGAGUUUUACCACUCUAUCAAACAGACCCUUUUGCCUUCUUAAUUCUCUUUUUUCCCUUCCAAAUCUCCCCCCAUCUCAAACAUCUUCCCACCUUUGCUGGAUACAAGGAGAAAUUAAAGCUCUUCUUUUUCCAUCUCUCGAGCUCCCUCGCCCCAUGACUCCUCCUCUUCCUUUUGAGCUUAACGAAGAUCAACCUCACCAACCCUUUACUGCAGAACCUCAAGUUUCUUCUUUAUCUUCUUCUUUUUCAAACCCUAUUUUCUUUGACCAUGCUCAAGAUCAAGGAGGAGGUAAUUACUCUAGGGAAUUGAAGCAGCUCCUAAAUGAUCAAGAUCAGGCUGAUGCACUUGUUUCGCAUCGCGGGUCGUGUGAUCAUCUAACACUAAAGAAUCAAAGUGAGAAGGGGCUGAAAUUAAGUGUUUGGAAUAACAAAGAGAAUAAAAAUGAAGAACAAAGCGAGGCAAGUUCGGUUAAGUGGAUGCCUUCAAAGCUGAGAAUGAUGAGGAAGAUGAUAAGUACUUCAGAGGGAAGUGGUGUGGAUCAUAGACCACUUAACUCUGCGCAAAAGUUUGAUGAUCAGAAGCGACGAAUGCCUCCUUCUGAGGCUGAUAACAACAGCAACAACAAUUCUUUGAACAUUAAUAGCAACAUCGCAAUUAGAGUUUGUGCUGAUUGUAACACAACCAAGACUCCUCUUUGGAGGAGUGGUCCGAGAGGCCCUAAGUCGCUUUGCAACGCAUGUGGGAUUCGGCAAAGGAAGGCAAGACGGGCAAUGGCGGCGGCAGCAGCCGCAGCAAACGGCACGAUUCUUGCAGCAAACCCUCCAUCUAUGAAGAGUAGUAAGGUGCAACACAGCAAGGAAAAGAGAUCCAGCAAUGGCUAUGUUCCAAAAUUCAAGAAAAAGUGCCAGACCCCAAUAUCUCAUGGCAGAAAGAAACUUUGUUUCGAGGACUUCACAAUUAGCUUGAGUAAAAAUUCAGCCUUUCAACGAGUUUUCCCUCAAGAUGAGAAGGAAGCUGCGAUCUUGCUCAUGGCUCUAUCUUAUGGCCUUGUUCAUGGUUGACUUCUCAACAUAUGAUCAUAUCUAUCCAUAUCUCUUCCAGUUUUAGAUUAUUUUCUUAGAACUAGCUAGAGAGCUUCUGUAAUGUGUGUGAGUGAGAAAAAGCGAUCAUGUCAGCAUCCAAAAUCCAAUAAAAAAAACAAAAUAAAGUAAUGGGUUUUUCCUUAUGAGGCUUGCUAGGGUGGAUAUGAACAGGUUGAUAACCAUAUCAUGGGUCUCUUGUUCAUCUUUAUCUUACUAUAAUAAUAUAUCCAAGUUAAGGUUUUUAAUUUCA